Colletotrichum chrysophilum is the source of this 480-nucleotide messenger RNA. RefSeq lists its product as uncharacterized. The record is from RefSeq and is a predicted model, not a curated record. The transcript is spliced from 2 exons. Bases 1 to 480 code for a protein of 159 amino acids. Gene Ontology annotation, molecular function: oxidoreductase activity. NCBI's taxonomy places the organism in Eukaryota, Fungi, Ascomycota, Sordariomycetes, Glomerellales, Glomerellaceae.
AUGGCCGCCCUUGUGGAACUCUUCAAGCAUGAGGACAGAGACGUACGAUCGUCCGCCGCCUAUGCUCUACGCAAGCAGUCGACGUUAUCAGAUGCAACCAUAGCCGCCCUCGUGGAACUCUUCAAGGAUAAGAACAGAAAUGUACGAAUGUCUGCUGCUAAAGCUCUAGGCAACCAGUCGACGUUAUCAGACGCAACCGUGGCCGCCCUUGUGGAACUCUUCAAGGACGAGGACAGCUUUGUACGAUCGUCCGCCGCUGGAGCUCUAGGCAAGCAGUCGACGUUAUCAAACGCAACCGUGGCCGCCCUUGUGGAACUCUUCAAGGACGAGGACAGAGACGUACGAUCGUCCGCCGCCUAUGCUCUACGCAAGCAGUCGACGUUAUCAGAUGCAACUAUGGCCGCCCUUGUGGAACUAUUCAAGGAUGAGGACAGCGACGCAAUCAGCCGAUGCUAUCAGACAAGAUAUUGGACGCAUUAG